This is a messenger RNA of Phialemonium atrogriseum, 2227 nucleotides long. Its product is annotated as fungal-specific transcription factor domain-containing protein. The record is from RefSeq and is a predicted model, not a curated record. The transcript has 5 exons. Lineage: Eukaryota; Fungi; Ascomycota; Sordariomycetes; Cephalothecales; Cephalothecaceae. The coding region runs from base 6 to 2192 and encodes 728 amino acids. Gene Ontology annotation, biological process: regulation of DNA-templated transcription; DNA-templated transcription. Gene Ontology annotation, molecular function: zinc ion binding; DNA binding; DNA-binding transcription factor activity, RNA polymerase II-specific.
CAGGAAUGAACAGCCAUGGUAAUCCCAGACGACGUUGUCUAAUUCCUUGUACUAAUCUCUUUGACAUCCUCCUGAAUAUAGCACUCAUGUCACAGGUAUCGGAUGAGAUGGGACUUCCCUCUCUACCCUUGACUGCCGAGGAAGAUGAAUCGAAGAAGCGGCGGGCCUCGAAGGCUUGUUCUACGUGUCACGCUCGAAAAGUGCGCUGCGACGUGCUAGAAGUCGGACUCCCCUGCACCAAGUGCCGGGUCAAUAAGUUCGAAUGUGCUAUCAAAGAUAGGAGAAAGCGACGCAAGAAAGGCGACUCCACAGGCCGGGGAGACACAGAUCGCAACAGCAACGGGCCUCCCCCUCCACUGAACCGCUCAAUACCGGAGCAUAGUAUGCUCUACCAAGUUCCCCAUUAUCCCUUCUUCCGAAGCUUCAGCCACCGCGGGAAGGCCCGGAUUCAUGCCCAGGACAGCGACCAUGGCGUAUUGCUUCCUGUCCCUGCACGCGACCAAUCUGCCUUCUCCCAUGGAGGCGACUCGGCAAGGACCAUCGACGAUACACAGUUCCUGAAGCGCAAAGGAGUCUUCGAGCUACCACCCAAAGAAGUGUUGGACCAAUGCGUCUCGGUCUAUUUCCAGCUCUUCCAUCCGUUCUUUCCUGUCCUGCACAAGCCAUCUUUUCUCGAUCAAUAUUGCCAAUCCGACCGGGACGCACUUCUCCAUGGCCGAGGACCCAGCUUGUUGCUUCUACAGGCCAUCAUCUUCACCGCGAGCUCGAUCAUACCUGGUCAGAGUAUCCUUGAAAUGGGAUUUUCAUCUCGGAAACAAGCGCGGAGCUGUUUUUAUAUGAGGGCGCGGUACUUGCACAACCUUAACUACGAGCCAGACGAUAUUGUAACAAUCCAGGCACUUCUUCUGAUGAGCCAUUACUAUCCAUCCAUGGUGGAGCAAAGGCACACCUGGUUCUGGGUGCAUCAGGCGAUCGGCCUAGCCCAAGGCGCUGGGCUGCACCGAGACCCCGGCCAGGCAGCACCUCAACGAAAGUUAUGGGCGAGGAUAUGGUGGGCGUGCCUCGUACGAGACAGGCUCAUUUGCUUAGGCACGGGUCGGCCAAUGCAUAUUAAUAGCCUCGAAUGCAACGUCCCUCUUCUCACAGCUGCAGACCUGGAGGAAGACGGCGACUGCGAGGACGACCGCACCGUCAAAGCUAUCUUUAUCGAGUUUACGAAGCUUUGCCAGUACAUGGAGGGUGUACUGUCGCUCCCUUUGGCAACCGACGAUUCUCUACACGAGCAGAUCAGCAUAUGUGAGGCCGCUUUACGAAGUUGGCUCUCUAACCUGGAUCCAGCCGCAAGACGAAGCAACGAUGGAGAUUCCAACAUCCAUCCUGCACCAGGUAACGACAUUUCGGAACUCUAUCGGACCAUUCUGCACUUGAUUUACAACGUCGUGCUCAUGUCACUUCGGCAGUCCGUCAGCACACUCGAUGAACACCGGACUGACAGCCCGAGAUUGCCUUCUGUAGAUGUGCAAUCAGUCGCCAGUGACUCUGCCAGGCUACUAGAAGGCCUUGUGGCGGCCGAUCUAGUUCGCUAUUGCCCUACUCAAGUUGUAACGACUGUGCUACCACCGCUCAUUGUUCAGCUUCUACUGAUGCGUGGUUUCAACCACGGGCCUGAGUGUGAAGUUGUAAAUGGUCGAUUCCUGACUUGCAUGGCGGCUCUCAAGCAGCUCGGGGAGAUAUACUGGCAUGCGAGCUUCUAUUACGAAUUCUUCGAGCUGACGGCAUCAGGUUCUCAACCCACAUCGGCUGCUAAUCAGCACGCUACGGCGGAGGCGCCUGAAAUCAUCUUUGGCGGCAGGACGCCCGGGCGGCAUACCAACAAAGAUCUGGGACUCCAAAGCUGUCACUCGACUCGCACAGGAAGUGCGGAAGCCGUCAGAACAACGAGACAGGCGAUAGUACCAGGCACCGACAGGGCCCCCUUUCAUCAACAACACGCCUACCACGGUGAAACAUCUACGGCCACUCCCGACUUGAAAACCCCCUCACCAUCAUCCUUCGAUGGUCUAUCGGGCGAUACCCUGGGUCUAGAUGGGCAUACCCCUGGAGAUGUGGAUUUUACUGGGACUGAGGCUGGAGCAUUCGAGAGUUGGCUAGACGAUUAUGGAUUAUUUCAGAGCAUGUUUCCUUCAGCCUAACCUGGGGAACCGUCUCAGGUCAUAUAGAAUUGUCC